This is a messenger RNA of Agrilus planipennis (emerald ash borer), 1001 nucleotides long. It is a transcript of the gene Prosbeta5, whose product is annotated as proteasome subunit beta type-5. Gene Ontology annotation, molecular function: threonine-type endopeptidase activity. Gene Ontology annotation, cellular component: proteasome core complex. NCBI's taxonomy places the organism in Eukaryota, Metazoa, Arthropoda, Insecta, Coleoptera, Buprestidae. The coding region runs from base 108 to 941 and encodes 277 amino acids. The transcript is spliced from 4 exons. The record is from RefSeq and is a predicted model, not a curated record.
AGGUUAAGAUCGUUAAUAUCUAAUAGGCAACGCAUCUUUGUUUAUGCAUUGUCAUUUCAUAAUAAUAAGUGUCUUGAUUUGAAAAGUAUUUCAGAAAUAGAUAUAAAAUGGCUUUAGCUGAAAUUUGUGGUCUACAAGAUUUUGAUAAUCGCAAAUUUGGAAAUAACCUAUUUGAUGACAUUGGUCAGUAUUCGGGUAAUUUUUCCCAUCACAUCAAUUUAGCUGCACCCCCGUUUGGAAACCCAGCUGAUUUACAUAAGUUUAACAAAGAUGAAGCAGGUAGAAAAUUAAAAAUUAAUUUUGAUCAUGGAACAACAACAUUAGGAUUUCGUUAUGAAGGUGGCGUAAUUCUUGCUGUGGAUUCUAGGGCUACUGGUGGUGCAUUUAUUGGGUCACAAACCAUGAAAAAAAUCGUUGAAAUAAAUGAUUUUCUACUAGGCACCUUGGCAGGUGGGGCUGCUGAUUGUGUAUACUGGGAUAGAGUUUUGUCUAAACAAUGUCGAAUGUAUGAAUUGCGCAACAGAGAAAGAAUUUCAGUUGCAGCUGCAUCAAAACUUAUGGCAAAUAUGGUUUAUAAUUAUAAAGGAAUGGGACUUUCUAUGGGAAUGAUGCUUGCUGGAUGGGAUAAAAGAGGCCCUCAACUAUAUUAUGUAGACUCAGAAGGUAGCAGAAUACCAGGGAAAGUGUUCAGUGUAGGCUCAGGAUCUGUUUAUGCUUUUGGUGUUUUGGACUCUGGCUAUAGAUGGGAUUUAAAAGAUGAGGAAGCUCAAGAACUAGGAAGACGCUCUAUUUUUCAUGCCACUCAUAGAGAUGCAUAUUCUGGUGGUAUAGUACGUGUAUAUCAUAUUACACCAAACGGUUGGGUUCACAUUGACAAUAAUGACUGUACAGAUAUGUAUUACAAGUAUCAGGAAGAAAAGAAAGCAGAGGAAGGCAAAUAGGUUUAAUUAAAUUUACUAUAUAAGUUUUGUAUUGAAUAAAUAAAAUUUAUUGGGUCACAA